Molecule: messenger RNA, 1368 nt
Organism: Iphiclides podalirius (scarce swallowtail)
Lineage: Eukaryota; Metazoa; Arthropoda; Insecta; Lepidoptera; Papilionidae
Source: the annotation of a GenBank genome assembly
AUGGAAUUAAGUACUGACGAUUACGAUGAGUUAAAUAUAACAGAGGAGCCAUGCGUUGGAGAUCCAGAAUUUUGCAACAUGACAAAGGACGAGUACCUGGAGAUGUUGAACGACUACAUAUACCCACAACCUUACGAAUGGGUACUAAUAGCGACGCACGCCAUUGUUUUCGUGAUCGGAUUGAUUGGGAACGCCUUAGUGUGUAUAGCGGUUUACAGAAACCACUCAAUGAGGACAGUCACGAAUUACUUCAUUGUGAACUUAGCAGUCGCGGACUUCAUGGUUAUACUGAUCUGCCUGCCACCAACGGUCCUAUGGGACGUCACCGAGACAUGGUUCUUCGGCACAGCUAUGUGCAGGAUCGUGCUGUACUUUCAGUCCGUAUCAGUGACGGUAUCUGUGCUGACACUGACUUUCAUCUCUGUGGACCGGUGGUACGCGAUCUGCUUCCCGUUGAAGUUCAAGUCCACAACCGGACGUGCCAAGACUGCCAUUCUUAUCAUUUGGCUACUGUCUUUGCUGUUCAAUGUUCCGGAAUUUGUGGUGUUGCAAGUGCAAAAAAAGAUGCAAUUAAGAUUUAAUGUGCAAUAUUUUAUGCAAUGCACGUCGACUUGGUCAGACGAAAGCGACCUGAAGUGGCAUAUAAUAAAGGCACUUUUUCUAUACACGUUUCCCUUACUUCUGAUGAUGAUAGCAUACUGCCAAAUUGUGAGGGUACUUUGGAGAUCGGACAACAUACCCGGCCAUACUGAAUCUCACACACUUUGCUCAACUCCAAGUAGACCGAAUAAUUGGCUGGCGGCUAGCAGACGCACCACGACUUCGAUUCACGCCAACGCCUCUACAGAGGGUCAGCUACGUUCCCGCCGAAAGGCCGCUAAGAUGCUAGUCGCGGUGGUCAUCAUGUUUGCCGUAUGCUAUUUCCCCGUACAUCUGCUAUCGGUGCUCAGGGUUGCAUACGACGUGCAACAGAGCGAUGUGAUGACGUGUAUAGCACUCAUCUCUCACGUCAUGUGCUAUGCCAACUCCGCUGUCAAUCCGUUGAUCUACAACUUCAUGAGCGGCAAGUUCCGGCGCGAGUUCCACAGGUCGUACUUCAAGUGCUUCUGCUGCUGCUUCACGCAGCCAGGGGCGGAGAGGAACGGCGCGUCGUUCGGGCCGAUCAGCUCCCGUGGCACCACCCGUACGGUCGUCCGCCGCAACGACUCCUGCGCCAGCUAUCGCCUGACGCACUUGUCGCCGUCAGAGCGCCGCGUAGCCUAUAGGCCCCACCCGCCCUGCGUCUCUCACACGAACGGCGAUCGGCCUAGGCUCCGCGACGAGCCCGUCAGCGAGUCCACCCGCUUCAGCUUGGACACGGGGCGCGAU